AUCGAUAAGUAUCAUCUCUGACUUCACAUGCUUCCGCUUUUCCGAAGUACCGGCGAGGAUUUUAUAAAGAAAACGCUAAAAGUGUUUACCCUUUAAACCUUUACUACGAGUACAAUUUAUUUCACACGAAGAUGGAUUCGUUACAGGCAGGAAAUUUAUCUGGCAUUCAAAAAGACGAAAUAAUGGAACAGGUUAAACAACAGAUUGCUGUUGCCAAUGCUCAGGAACUACUCACGAAAAUGACUGAAAAAUGUUUUAAAAAAUGUAUCUCGAAGCCUGGCACCUCGCUGGAUAGUUCCGAGCAGAAAUGUGUGGCAAUGUGUAUGGAUAGAUACAUGGAUGCUUUCAAUCUAGUAUCAAAGGCAUAUAGUAACAGACUUCAACGGGAACGCCACCGAUUGUAAAUAGAUAGAGUCAAAUGAAUAAAUUGUUUUGGUUGCACUGCAUGUAGUUCACUAGUCAAUCGAAACUACAAUACUGAACAUUCACCUGAUUAAUACGCAAGAAAUUCCACCUGGUAUUGAACGUUUAUUCCAGUUUAUGUAAAUAAGAGGAGAACGUUCAACAUCAAUUACAAUACAUGUAACUACAUAGCAUUAGUCAAUAUUUGAGUGAACAUUGCAUUUUAUUGUUAAUGAGAAUUGUUCAGUGUGCUCGCUGUUACAUUGAGUAACAAUGUAUAAUAGACGAAAGGCAGUUUAAGCAAUUCAUUAAAGAUCAAAACAACUUAUUAUUAAGAAGUUGUAGGCCAAUAAUUAUUAAUAAAUUGGAAAAAGCUAUACAAACUAAACAAAGUUAUUAGAAAUAUCUACAAGUCACAGACCAUUGCAUUGAGAAAUAGAACUACCUUAACAGCAUGAAUACAAAUACAGCACGGUAUGAGAAUUGACUUCAAUAUGUUAAAAAAUAAAUUGAUUAUUUACAAUUAAUUUGUGUCAUUAAUGUUAAAUCUUGUUUAGCAAACCACAAAGAAAACUGCUAAAUAAUCCUAAAUCUGUGUAAAUACAUUUUUUUAUUCGGAA
Messenger RNA from Cephus cinctus (wheat stem sawfly), 1022 nucleotides. RefSeq names its product mitochondrial import inner membrane translocase subunit Tim13. The transcript is spliced from 3 exons. NCBI's taxonomy places the organism in Eukaryota, Metazoa, Arthropoda, Insecta, Hymenoptera, Cephidae. The coding region runs from base 132 to 404 and encodes 90 amino acids. The record is from RefSeq and is a predicted model, not a curated record.